AUGGGUUCAAACAAAAUACUUACAUCGAUUGUAAUGAUAUCAAUGGUUUUGCUUAGCGUUUCCACUAAUAUUGCAGGGAGAAAGGUCGCAUUUCUUAAUCCAGCUGAUUGUUUCGCUUCAAUCAAAAAGGUGGACGGAUGCGCUGAUGCCGUUAGCGCCAUACUGCGCUGGGACUUUAGCCAUCUAAAGCAUGCUUGCUGCGACGCAGUGGAAGGAAUUGCAGAAGAUUGCUGGCCCGUUGUGUUCCCAAGACAGCCUUUCGUUCACAUGAUGAUAAAAGGCAUUUGUAUCUUCCCAUAA
This is a messenger RNA of Microthlaspi erraticum, 300 nucleotides long. The record is from the annotation of a GenBank genome assembly. NCBI's taxonomy places the organism in Eukaryota, Viridiplantae, Streptophyta, Magnoliopsida, Brassicales, Brassicaceae.